AUGGAGGAUAAUUCACAAAAGGGUCCAUCAGUGACGGCUAUGGCUACGCCACCGCCCAAUCUGAUGCAACAGACGAAUCAGCUUCAGCAACAGCAAUCUUGGAUAUACAAUUAUCAUCCCCAGAUGUAUUACAAUAACAUGUACUAUGAUCAGCAGCAGCAGUAUUAUGCCAUGAUGGGCUACUCAGCUGCAGCAGCUAGUACAUAUAAUUCACCCUAUGCCAAAGCUCCUCCUCCAACACCACAUACCAACGCAAAUGCGACUGUCGCGCAGAAAGCAGAAGACAAAACCGUGAGCGCCCUUAAUCCUCCACUUCCUCCAGGUCCGCCACCCCCGACGGUGACAGCCUCACCGUCUAUAUUACAGGCACCUGGCACUUACUACCAUCAAGCAAAUCAACAGAACCAGCCGGCAAAUCCGACUAAGUUUGGUGGAAUUCGAUUCACUUUACAACCGCGGCAAGCUAAUAACAUGACACAACAGAAUAAUUCUCUCACCAGCGGCGCUGCGAAGAAAAAACGUAAGCGCCAACAAAAUAAACAACAACAGCAGCAGCAGAUGGCAUCAUUUUAUAAUCCUCCAUUACCACCUCCGGAACAGAAACCGGCUCCACCGCCGGAGAGCAUGCCGCCACUUCCUCCUCUACCGCCGGAUACGUCGAAACCGCCGCCACCAUUGCCGCCAUCGAUAGUUGCGCAACCCAAACCGCCGCAACCGCAACCAAUACCGCCUCCCAAGCUUCCGAAUCCUUAUGAUAAUCCUACACAGCAUUGGCCCGACGAUCUCACCGACUACGUACACCGCGCGUACAAACGUUGUAAGACAAAAUUGGACCGAGAUCAGGUAGAAAUUGUGCUGAAAGGCAAGAUAACUUCGGCGACCAGUUCUGGAGAUCUGUACGUCCGCGACUGGAAACGCGAGCCGUUGCCGAGCAUUCAGAGCGAGAGGAGUCAGCUUGUACCGAAGCUCGUCACUGGCCACUUGGCACAGUUUCAGAAUACUUCGCCUCUGCCAAAGAGUCCUACGAAGAAGGCCGGGUUGUCGGCGGCGAUGGGAGCGCGUUUGGGUGCCAGGGCAUCCACUCUGCGUGGGAGGUCUACAUCUUAUUCCAGGUCGAGGAGUCGAUCUAGGUCGCGUUCGCCAAGUAGUCGUAAAAAAUCGCGGAGUCCACGCAAACACAGAUCAUCCAGUUCCUCUUCCAGCAGUAAAGAUAGUUAUGUUCCUCUGUCGAAAACAAAGAAAGGUGCCAAGGGCAAGUUAUCUGAUAGGUUAGGCAACAACAAUAAUAAUCGUAAGCAGCCAAAUACGCUCGGCGGCAGUAUUGGCAAACAGACAAAGAAACAAAAGCAGAAGGAGAAGAAAGCGGCGGCCGCACAUUUUUACUCCGAGUUCGGCGCUGCUGACGUCGAGGAGAACUCACAGCUGUUGCAGCAGCGCGCGGCGCGUUUCCAUCAGACAGGCGCUUCGAAAUCAUCUGCGUCGAGCGGCGGCGACGCCUCCGCGCAGGCUUCGCUCAAGCGGCGCAAACUUUUUAACAUGAAUCUUGAGAAAUUUAGCGAAGAUAGCGGCGGCGACUUUGACUGGACCGAAUUUCAUAUCGUCGGCGUGUGCCGCGAUGUUGAGAAAUCCUUCUAUCGGCUCACAAAGGCCCCCGAGCCCGGUGAAGUUCGGCCAGUCGAGGUCCUCAAGCUAUCCUUACAGAACGUCAAACGGAAGUGGAAAGAGAAGCCAGACUACUACUACGCAUGUGAUCAACUCAAAUCUAUCAGACAGGAUCUUACCGUGCAAGGAGUUAGGAAUGAAUUCACAGUGGAGGUCUACGAAACGCAUGCGCGUAUUGCCUUGGAGAAGGGUGAUCACGAAGAGUUCAACCAGUGCCAGACACAGCUGAAAGCUCUUUAUGGAGAUCUCGGAGGGAAAAAUCGCAAUGAAUUCGUCGCAUAUCGGAUAUUGUAUUAUAUCUUUACUAAAAAUACUCUAGAUAUAAUGACCGUAAUGAAAGCUUUAACGGACGCAGACAAGUCAGAUGAUUGCAUCGCGUUUGCGUUACGGCUUCGCUCCGCUUGGGGCUGCGGCAAUUUCCACAGGUUCUUCCGCAUGUACAUGAAGGCGCCAAAGAUGGCAGGCUUUCUGGUCGAUUGGUUUAUCGACCGCGAGCGUAAAGAAUGUUUAAGGUGUAUGAUCAAAAGCUACCGUCAAAACAUUUCGGUGAACUUUGUGUCCGGCGAGUUGGCAUUCAAAUCCCUGGACGAUUGUUAUGCGUUUCUCGAACCUUUCGGUAUUACCUACGCGGAUGGCUCGCGCGAGAGCAUAGACUGCAAGAGCAGCACGUCUGCCUUGGCAAACAUUUGAAUCUCGCCCUCCUCAUACACUUGCGACGUUUACAACAAACAAAUUGAGCGCGACGAUGUCAAUUUGUCAAUUUUCGUUUUAGAAAAUAUCAAACACACCAACUAAAAACGUAGACAACAUCCCAUCAUUUAUAAAUCCACAUUACAAACCAAAGUAAUCAUCAAAUGAUAUUUGAAAAUUUGCUAAGACGAAUAUAGAAUGAAAUGAAUGUCCUUUUGGGGCGAACACGCUGAACGGGCACAAAGCAUUUAACCUACUCAACGUUAAAUAAGCAAACCAUUUUUUAAGAGGUACAAGAAAACUUAUUCUGUCUACCUGCUAUGAUAUCGUCGGGAGAGACCUGUUGAAUAAGCGUAAAUAAUCUAUUUAUUAAGGAGUAUCGGCGCAGAUGGGAGGAGUAAACCCGAUCUGCAGCUCUUUUUGUGUACAUAUGUAUAUUUAAAGCAACUUUCAAUAAACUAUUCACGUUCGA
Messenger RNA from Dalotia coriaria, 2824 nucleotides. RefSeq names its product leukocyte receptor cluster member 8 homolog. The transcript has 5 exons. Bases 1 to 2352 code for a protein of 783 amino acids. Lineage: Eukaryota; Metazoa; Arthropoda; Insecta; Coleoptera; Staphylinidae. The record is from RefSeq and is a predicted model, not a curated record. Gene Ontology annotation, cellular component: nucleus.